Molecule: messenger RNA, 1257 nt
Organism: Fusarium tjaetaba
Lineage: Eukaryota; Fungi; Ascomycota; Sordariomycetes; Hypocreales; Nectriaceae
Product: maintenance-mitochondrial morphology 1
Exons: 2
Coding region: 1-1257 (418 amino acids)
Biological process (GO): phospholipid transport; mitochondrion organization
Cellular component (GO): endoplasmic reticulum; ERMES complex
Molecular function (GO): lipid binding
Source: RefSeq, a predicted model, not a curated record
AUGGAAGGAGAUACCUGUCCCCGGCUGAUAGAGCCGACUCUAUCCUUUACGCAAGGUCUGAUAGUCGGGCAGCUCUCCGUGGUUCUGGUACUGGCCGCAUUCAUCAAAUUCUUCAUCUUUGGCGAUCCUCCUUCAGCAGACGUCACAGCUUCGCUACGAGCUACCGAGCGAAGGUCAAGGACUCUUGCUCACAAGCGCUCAUUACUAAGUAUCAGGAGCCCGGCAAACCGUGGAGAUAGAUCUCAGGACAGAUCUCUCAGCCGUAAGAAGUCCACUGUCCUCAGGAACCCUCCCACACUUACCAUUGGAUCGAUCCUGAGUAAAGCGUACUACAAUGUCGACAGCCAUCAACCUGAAAGUCUCGAUUGGUUUAAUGUUCUCAUUGCGCAAACGAUUGCUCAGUUUCGAAGUGAUGCUCAGCAUGACGAUGCCAUUCUUGAUUCACUUACCAAGGCCUUGAAUGGAGAUUCCAGGCCGGAUUUCAUUGACGAGAUUCGGGUCACAGAGUUGAGUCUGGGAGAAGACUUUCCGAUCCUGAGCAAUUGCCGUAUUAUCCCUGUCGAUGAAGAUGGAGUGAGCCUUGCUCCUGGAAAGAAGUUUGAUCCGGCAACGGCAGCAAGAGAUGGCCUACGUCUCCAGGCGCGUAUGGACGUCGACCUGAGCGACAUGCUUACUCUGGCCGUGAGGACAAAACUUAUCCUAAACUACCCCAAGAAGCUAUCUGCGGUUCUACCCGUGGAACUGGCCGUGUCUGUGAUCAGAUUUAGUGGCACUCUUUCCAUCUCCUUCAUUCCCAGCAACCCCUCUCAAUCGACACCCACGAGGAUGAUCUUCAAUUUCCUGGACGACUACAGACUGGAUUUUGAAAUUCGAAGCCUUCUCGGUAGUCGCUCCAAACUACACAACGUACCCAAGAUUGCUCAACUUGUCGAAGCUCGCCUUCACCGUUGGUUUGAUGAGCGAGCUGUCGAGCCUCGAUUCCAGGAAAUUGCCCUUCCAAGUCUCUGGCCGAGAAAGAAGAACACUAGAGGUCCCGAGGAUGCUUCGACCGAGAGAAGCGAAUCUAUCGGUCGAUCAAGGGGUAAUGAUACUGGCCGGGAUCACCGAGAGGAGGUACGUGGACGAGGAGGAGACGCAGAGAUUAGAGAUAGAGGAGCUGGAGGCACGGUUCGGCAUCGACGAGGAACGAGAAGCAAUGACAGCGAUGACUUCUCGAUGCCAGGAUCACUACCUGAUUUCCAGGUCGCGGCCUCAUAG